AUGUCCAUUGACCAGGCGUCUCCGCUGGUCCCGAUCACGCCGCAGGUCGCGCUGCAGAACGGCGCGUUCAUUAAGAACAGCCACAACAGGAGCAGCUUUUGCGGCGUUGCCCCUUCGCCCAACGGCAACGGAACCUUCAAGACGUUCGCCGUCAACCGCAAGAGCUGGUGCGGCAACGUCUCCGUGCCGCUGCAGCAGUACCCGGACGACAAGCCCCAGCUGGCGACCUUCCGCUCCGGCACCGGCACCUUCCCGAGGAAUAGGGAGCGGAAUAAUAACGCCGCCCUGUCGGGGUGUUUGACUCCAAACGGGAACUCGGCGCAGUCGCUACGGGCGAGCGAAGUGCGCAGGACCUGCGCGAACGGCAGGCGGUACGCGGAAAUCGGAAACUGGAGUAAAAGG
This is a messenger RNA of Iphiclides podalirius (scarce swallowtail), 402 nucleotides long. NCBI's taxonomy places the organism in Eukaryota, Metazoa, Arthropoda, Insecta, Lepidoptera, Papilionidae. The record is from the annotation of a GenBank genome assembly.